GCGAGGGCACGCGCGUGUUCCAUUCCGACGCUUCGCCUGGUGUCAAUGGUAUCGUCGCAAGAGUCGGAGACAGGGCCAACAGCCACCAACGGUGUGGUGGGAAGCUUCUACGAUUUCUUUGCGAAGCUCUAUUCGAGCAGCUUCACGGCCAAUCCUCCGUGGGCGACUGUGCAAGGUGGUGCUUCUGCGGCACCCACUGACCAUCUCGGAACGCUACAACCAGCUGCCCCAUGGGCUGAUGGCUUGGAGUACCCGCCAGCUACUCCAGCAGUGAAUGGCAUGAAUGGCCGACAGGAGGAUAGAAGGAGACACCAGGAGGCGAGACACCAGGAGGCUGAUUUCCAUCCUUACAAAGAUCACAAGGGAGCCGAAAGGGGUAGGAAGCCGCAUCGCUUGGAGUUUGGAUGGCCAGAGGACGAUGCUGGAAACCUCAAAGUGCAUAUGAGGACACCUAAGGUCUCUGGCAAUGGCCGAAGUCGCGAGUCCCUACGAGCGCCGAAGCCCGAGGGCUUUCCCGAACCCACGGACCUACCUCAGAACCUGAGCAGUCGUGGACUGCGUGAGCAACGGGAGCAACGCGAACAAAAACAGCGAGAAAUGAAGGAACAAAGGGACCAAGCAGCCAGACAGCAGGAGGAAUGGUUGCGACGGCAACAAAGUGAACUCAAGGAGCAGCGCGAGCAAUACUUGCAAGAACAGGAGGCCAAAUUUGAGGAACGUCUACCGUCCAAAGACCAGCGGGAUCGUCGAGAUCGAGCGAUCGAGCGAUCGGAUCAGCAUGAACGGGGUGAUCGUGAACGAAAGGAUAACAACUACAAAGCCGACCCAGAGGACCUCAUUGAUCAGCACGUGGCCUACUUCUUGCGAAAGAACCCCGAGGUGAAGGGUCGACACAAGAUCGAGCGAACACGUCCGAACACGUAUUUGCUGGACAAUCGUGAGGUUCAGAUCGAAUGGCAGUAUGCAACGGAACCGGGUGGACAGGGCUUUUUGGUGGUGGUCGACGGACCACUGCGCCAGCCCUUUAGUGAUUACAUGAGGGACACCGAGGAAAACGCCACCUACGACGGCUUAGACAUUGUUCAAAGCAAUUUGCACGGCAUUCGUCGGGACCUGCGAAUGUCUUUCAAUGACAGCAUGAAGGUCUACAACCGUCUUGAAGCCAUGAAGGUCGCAAAGGAACAGGCUCUCUUCCGGGAAAAGGCGGCAGCCCUCACGAAGGACAUUCGCUUUCAUGAGCUGCUCUUGAUUUUGGAUCCUACCCUCAAGGCAACAGAAUCAAGCCUCUACUGCAGCGGAUUCUUCCAGAUCAACAUCGUCGGAAUCAGCUCCAGUGGCCAUGGGUUCAAAGGGAGGAUCAUCGACAGGUGUGAAGUGCUCCAGCAUGAUAGCACCAAGACUUCCAUCGUAUGCUCUGGUCAGGAGGAGGUUGUUGCCGCUUUGGAGGAAGAGAUAAAUUCCGAAGAGGGUAGGAUGAAUUUGGAGACCCAACCUCGAAAUGAUCAUUUCUUUUACUUUGAGGGAUUGCCUGCAAAACCGCUUCCGCCCCCACCAGAGACAGCGACACAUGAGUCUACUGAGCCUGAGGUCAGUGAGGUGUUGACCCGUCGGGAUCAGCUUCAGAUGAAGGAGAAGAAGAAGAAGGCUGAGAAUGGCAAGAACGGCAAGAACGGGAAGAAGGAACCUGAUGAUGGAGAUCUUGAUGAAUCUGGUGCACCUUUGCCCCAUGAGAAGCCCAAGCCGGCAGCCAAACGAAAGCCAAAAGCGCAACCCAAACGUGAGACGAAGAAAGCCAAGAGCAAAGCCAAGAGCAAAGCAAAGAAGCAUGAUGACUCUGAGGACAUUCCACUGACUCAACCGGACAGUGAUGAUGAUGAUGAGAUGGUGACCCCAAAGAAAAGGUUGUUCAAUGCAGUGUCGGAGGAUGAUGGAGAUGAUUUUGAUGGAGGUCCAGUGAAAUCCAGCGCAAAGUCAUCCUCAUCCCCGCCAACAUUCAUUGACCCCAAGACUGGCAAGUCUGUGACGCUGGCCGAGGUGUUUGAAAACUACAUGCCAGAUCAAUGGAACAAAAAGAAUGCCAAGAAAUCGAAGCUUGAGAAGGAAGCCACCGCUGGUAGCUCGAACAGUGCCCCCAGUCGUCCGAAAGCCAAGGCUCGCUCGAAGAACAAGACAAAGGCAAAGGCGAAAGCAGAGUCCAUUCCAGAGUCUCCUAAGUUGACAUCGCCGUCCAUCAAGAAGGAGCAGAAGCGCCGUAAGAAGAAGGAAACCCAGGUGAUUGAAACCACGGGGGAUGACAUGAUGGACCAAGCCAUGCAGGACAAGUUCAAGCACACUAUCGAUUCAGUUGAUGGUUUUGAAAGUGAUGACGUCAAGGGCUACUUGAAAAAGACCAUGACCGGUGGCAACAAGCUCUGCAACCUUUCUUCCUACUGGAAGAAAACGUCUGAGGGCUCGGUAGGACUGAUGACCAAGAAGAAUGAGACUUGGGUGUACUUCUCAUUCAAGUAUGACGUGGAUUGGUCCGUCAACAUGUCCUUGGCCUACUCUUGUGCGUCCCUUAUGGCGGCAUGGAUGCUGGAGAACGAGAACAAGCUGCUGGAUUACUGGGAUCCGUUGUCUGAUUUUCAGAAGAUGUCAACCAAGUUAAAGUACAAUGCCAACAUGGAAACAGCCAACUUCUCUUGGGUGGAGUUCUAUGCUGGUCAAGCUGAAGCUACAAGGAUGUUCAAUUAUGGGGGAUUUCGAACGGCUAAGCUUGACCUGGUGUACAUGAAAUCACGUGAUGCAGCACAUCAGAAUCCGAUGGAUUUGACAUCAGAUGCUGGGAUGGGGACGGCCAUAGCUACAGUGCUACGAGGCAAUUUCGAGGAAGUUGCCUUGGCUGAGCUCAUGAACGUGAACACAGUGGUGAUGAACCGCAUCGUGACGAUGUGGCAAUCUGGCACUAUCGAUGCCAAUGUUGCUAUGCAGCUCUUGGGUCAGGGGUUAUCACCCAAUGAGUCGCCCCCGGUGGAUGGGGGUAAGGGGGCCACCCCUGCAGGAGACAAUGGUUUGCCCCAGAAGAGACCAGCUGAUAGCAUCACCCCGUCAGUUGCCCCCGCAGACUUGGAUGAUGUACUUGAACAGGCCAAAAAAGCCAAGAUGGACGCUUUCAUCAAAUACACCGAGAAAACGACGACAAAGAAAGACACGACCACCAACGAUUUGGAAUUUGGGUGGUACUCCAAGGAUGACAUGGUGAAGGUUCUCAAAUGGAAUACGAAGAAAAUUGAAGGAGCAAUCAAGUGUUGCGAGAGAGAUCCCAAGAACCUGAUCAGGGCGACGACAAGAGCGAGCUGCAGAGCGUCACUCUUGAACGACUUGAUCUUCAAGCAGCCCGCAAUGCAGCUGCCACCAGUGCUCCAGUGGUGGAAGCUUCUGAGGGCUGUAGAGGCCUUGGAAGGCAACUUGAAGACUCUCGGUCAGGAGUACAAUUCGCUCUCAGAUCACAUGGCAAAGGGUGAGCAAGAGGACUUUUCGCCCGAGUGGUCCGUCCAGUCUGAGAAAGUCAUGAAAGCUUCGACCUUCGUGUGCACCAGAGUGUCCCAGAACGAAGCCAAGGUGUCACUGGCGCAUCUGCAAAGAGAUUUGCAGCGAAUGUUGGCGAGGGCCACCUGCAAGAGCCAGAUUUUGACAGCACAAGCUGUCAAAGACGACGUCGGAGAUGUUGUGGCGACCCAAAAGGGAAUCAAUUUGUGGUCCAGGUGUUCGCUGUCAAAUUCGGAAAGAGAUGUUCACCGGGUUACCAAAAAACAAAAGACUACGUUAGAUGUUCCAAUCAGUCACGUGACAAUAGAGGAUGUCAAAGUCCCAUGGAUUUCACCACGUGACUGGUUGAUCUGGAUCAUUAGAAAAGGAUUGUGGCCCCGAUUGGCAGGUGCCCCCCUCCACCAGCAUGCAGUGGCUGGUGAAAUUUGGUCCAACUUUUGGACUGAAUACGAAAAAAUUUGUCCAGACUUUGAGUUGUUCAGCCUGCCAGACAUCGACCGUUCCAAGACCGCUGCAUUUAUGAUCCAUGGUGACGAAGGCAGGACACUGAAGCGCCACGGGCUCAUGGUUACAAGCAUACAGUCAUGCUUGGGGCUUGGGUUUGAUACCAAGCACCUUCGUCGACGGGAUGAUGGAAGGUGGCACAUGAAAGUCAACUAUAAGGGUCAUUCCUUCACCCAUCGCUUUGUGACUUCAACUAUGCCAAAAACUGUGUAUGAGAGCAACCCGGCUUUCUUCCACAAGAUGAUGGAUAAGUUGGCAUUGUCAUUGAGAAGCCUUUUGUUGGAGGGUGUUGUGGAUCCGUUGACUGGUGACACACUUAGGGUAGCAAUCAUAGCAGUGAAGGGCGAUGCCCCAUACUUGGCAAAAAUGGGCAAGUUUUACCGCAGCUACAACACCACCGUGAAGAGAGGAUCUGCGCAAAGUGUCCCUAAGGGGGUCUGCCACCGAUGCUUAGCAGGAACACCAGGCUUCCCUGCAGAGGAGAUUGCAACAAAUCUACCAAAGUGGUUGCAGACUCAAGGGAUCCGUGUGCCAUGGUUGUCUACACCAAGUGUAAUCCAACAUCUGGUCCACAGCAGAGCUGACCCUUCUACGUUUUUUCAAACUGACAUUUGGCAUGUGGUUCAUCUUGGGUUUGGUCGAUCCUGGAUAGCAUCUGUGGUACACUUGCUGCUACAUGUCAUCAAUCAACCCAAUCUGGAUGCAAAAUGGUCUUUUUUGACAGAAGAUUACCGAACUUGGUGCAGGAGAAACAAAAAGCAAAUGCACAUCAGUGCCAUCACUCCAUAUCUCAUGAGCUAUGGAGACAAAACGGGAACCAUGGGCCAAUUUCACAAAGGCGCACUUACAACAAAUUUGAUGCUAUGGCUUGCGGAAAUCAUUGGCAAAUUGCCAUGUGACACCAGAAGAUUGUUGCCAGAAUGCCAGGAGGCGACAUGUUGCAUGAACAAUUUGUUUGAAUGCUUGUUCAGAGCGGACGCUUUUUUGAGCAAAGAAGAGUGCAUUUAUGUAUCUGCAAAAGGCCUUCGGUUUCUUCAAGUUUAUUCAAAGAUGGCGAGAGCACAAUUCCAGGAAGGUUGUCCUUGGAAUUUUCCUUUGUACCCUAAGCUUCAUGCUUACCAUGAGACAAUCCUUCAGGUUCAACAUGAUGGACAACGUGUUGGUAUGGCAAUCAAUCCUUUAAUGUUCUCGUGCCAGGUCGACGAGGACACAGUGGGAAGAACUUCGCGCUUAAGUCGCCGCGUAAAUAUACGCUUGGUGAUGACGAGAACGCUGCAACGGUACUUAAUUUCAGCUCAUAGUGCUUUUGUUCGUGCGGGCCUCUUGUUGUGA
This is a messenger RNA of Cladocopium goreaui, 5364 nucleotides long. NCBI's taxonomy places the organism in Eukaryota, Dinophyceae, Suessiales, Symbiodiniaceae. The record is from the annotation of a GenBank genome assembly.